This is a messenger RNA of Ahaetulla prasina, 3144 nucleotides long. RefSeq names its product coiled-coil domain containing 34 (gene CCDC34). The record is from RefSeq and is a predicted model, not a curated record. Lineage: Eukaryota; Metazoa; Chordata; Lepidosauria; Squamata; Colubridae. The coding region runs from base 1272 to 2198 and encodes 308 amino acids. The transcript is spliced from 6 exons.
UCUACAUUUUUAACAUUUAAUAAAUAUAUAUGUAAGCUAAGGGGGCCCCAGAUAGUUCGGAAGUCGCAUUGGAAAGCUAUAUUUAAUAUUGGUUGGAAAGCAUUUCGUUUAUCCAAACACCUCUACCCUGAGGUGCCACAAACUGAAACAAGGAAUUAUUAUAUCACUACUGGACAGAAUCUAGAUAAUCUGCAAAAUGGCAAAAAAUUCCCCCUUUGUUCUAUUGUGCAGUGUUCCUGUUUGUUAGUGCCCCAAUAAGAAUAGAAUAGAAUAGAAUAGAAUAGAAUAGAAUAGAAUAGAAUAACAGAGUUGGAAGGGACCUUGGAGAUCUUCUAGUCCAACCCCCUGCUUAGGCAGGAAACCCUACACCACUUCAGAUAAAUGGUUAUCCAACAUCAUCUUAAAAAUUUUCAGUGUUGGAGCAUUCAUAAAAGUGAAUAAAGUGUCAUCAAAGUUACCCCAAAGCACUGGAAGUGGCAUCUACUAUACAGGAAAGUGCAUCUUUGGCAUUUUUAAAUACUUUAGCUUGGUUAAUGGCAUAUUUGCCCCAAAGGGUAAUCUUCGCUAUUUACACACUAUUUUCUAAACUAACUGAUAAGAGAAAAUAGCUUCUGCUUUAUGUACUGCAUAGAGCCAUAUUAGACUAAAGCAGCUUAUACAUCUUGUAGAUAUAUAAAACUUAGAAAUUCAAUUUCUUUCCUAGAAAUUUAUUUCUAUUUUGUGUUUUAUCAGAGAUUUAUUGGAUAUUCCUUUCCCAUAGAGGAAGGUGUAUGUGUGUCAAGUUAAAAAGUUAAAAUGGUCAUAUCAAUAAAUUAACUGAAAACAAACUUAGUGAUUACGGAAUAUUUUAAGAAAUAAGCUAAAUAUUCAAAUACUUUACAUCCAAGAAGAGGCACAAACAUCAGCUUUUUGUAAAUUGGUCUGGAGGGUUGAAUAUCCUCCAAAUUAGAUAGAGACACAUAAAUUGAACAAAAUCAGAGUACAUUGCAUGAAUGGCUUAUAUAACAUCAAAAAUAAUUUUAUAAAGUUAAUUUUGCCUAUUUUAGUUACUUUUCAAAUAUCCAUGUUUGGGACGCUUAGUAAAUCAAAUGACCCUGGAUUAAAUAAACACUAUUAUAAAGACAUUGCCUUGGUUAAACAUGAAGUGUUAAAGUAUAGUGACCAGGCGUCCCGCUUUUGGCAGGACAGUCCCGCUUUUUAAUAAUUUGUCCUGCGUCCCGCGGCAAUUCCAAAAAGUCCCGAUUUUUUUUUGUUUCACUCCCAUUCUGAAAAUGGGAGGCGGCAACGCAAGAGGAGGAGGCGGAGAAGGGGGAGUGGCGGAGAAGAGAGCGCGAGAGGGAGGAGAGACGCCGCUUAACUUCACCCGAGAGGAAGAGAAGACCCAAGAGGAGAGCCGAGCCUGCCUGGAAGAGUGGAGAAGCAGCAGCCGCUCCUCCUCCUUCAGUCUGGAACAAAUUGAUAUAAAUAAACAUUCACCUGCUCACAGUAAUCUUUCACCAUGGGAAGAAUGGUUCCUUUGCAAAGAGAGAGAACUACGUGCUCGUUUACAAGCAAAAGCUUUGGAGGAAAUGAAUCAGCAAAUAGAGGAAACAAAGGAAAAACAAGAACGAGAAAGAAAAAAAUUAAUUGCUGAAGAGAAACACAAAGAGUGGGUCCAGAAAAAAAAUGAAGAGGUGAAAAGGGAAAGAAAAGAAAGACAACGUAAGCUCAAAAAAGAAAUGAGAGAAAAGGAAAUAAAAGAGUUUGAGGAAAAAGAGUCAAAGGAAAAAGCGAAAGAAAUGUAUAAGGAAUGGCUGAAGAAAAAGAACUCUGAAGAUCUUCAAAAAAAGAAAGAUGACAAAGAAAAGGAAAAGCUACGGGAAGCUGAAUUACAAGAGAAAAAAGAAAAAUCAGAAAGGAUGUUCAAAGAAUGGCUGCAGAAUUCUAAAAACAAGCCCCGCCCAGCUUCUGCUGGCUAUGCCUAUGUCAAUGGGAAACUUGCAACAUACCCAGAUGGAAAUGCCUAUCCAGCUCCAGCCUUUUACAACCCCAUACCUUGGAAACCAAUCCCUGCGCCUCCUCCUAAGGAAGAGAAGUAUGUUUCAGUGAAGAAAAAUAAGAGGCCUCUAUCCAGUCACACCCAUAGAUCUUCAUCAGUGCUUUUUCAAAAAUCCAGGAGUAAUAUUUAUCUUGGAUCAUUACACAGACUUCAUAAAUAGCAUAGGGGUUUUGUACAUAAUAUUAGUGAAGUUUAAAGUGUUAUAUUAGGUGUGACAUGUAAACAUCUAUGAUUUCUUGGCUUUUGAUACUGUUUCAUUUUUUAUUGUUAAAAUAAAGCACCUAGUAGAAAAAUAAAUGAUAAUAUUUUCAUUUUAUAUAGGAUCUCUUGUGAGCCAUAUCUUUGUGUUAAAUACUUAAAGUAUUAUAGUUACAUAUGCAACUUCUAUUGCUUUUGUGCUUUUUUUGAGCUAGCUAAUAUUACGAGAUCACCACAAUACAGUGGAAAAAUAAAUCAAAGUUGUGACUGCAAGCUAAAAUUAAGGUUUUGGAUUUUAAUCCAUUUGGGCCUAUAAAGUCAAUUAACUGAAUUGGGUUUUAUCUAACUAUGCUUGUUAAAUUGACUUGCAGUGUGGAGUUGAACAUUUUAAUACCCUAUUUAUUGAUUUGUGAAAUGCAUCCCUUUAAUAUGAAAAUUGAUAUAUGCUAUAUUUGUAGUAUAUUUUCUCUUCAUCUUAGUUUUUCUGAUAAUGCUAUUCGUUUGUGGUAGCUAAAUGUAUAAAUAAUAUUUAUUUUAAAUCUUAAACUAGCAGAAAAAAUAGGAUUUUUAUACAGUAUAUAGUGCACCAGCCAGUAAAUACAGUUUGUAAUUUCUAAAGAAAUUGUUGCAUUUUAUGUUUUAAAAACAAUUGUUUAAGGAAUAAAACAAAUUGUUACAAGACUAAUGAUUUUCAUUAAUGGUUUAUAGAAUAUAAUACACAUUAAAGCAUAAAGUUGUUGAUUAUACACAAGCAGUAACCAUAUUUUCAUAUAAGUUUAACAAAAUAAUGCACAACUAAAGUGUAUUCUGUUACAAUACACUUACCUGUACUAAAGAGAAGAAACUGUGGUUUGGUCAUAAUUCAAAAACAAGGGCUGUUUACAGAGGUGGGUUCUACUAACCUUUAC